Gigantopelta aegis is the source of this 3311-nucleotide messenger RNA. RefSeq names its product galactocerebrosidase-like. Gene Ontology annotation, biological process: galactosylceramide catabolic process. Gene Ontology annotation, molecular function: galactosylceramidase activity. The coding region runs from base 459 to 2519 and encodes 686 amino acids. Gene Ontology annotation, cellular component: lysosome. The record is from RefSeq and is a predicted model, not a curated record. NCBI's taxonomy places the organism in Eukaryota, Metazoa, Mollusca, Gastropoda, Neomphalida, Peltospiridae. The transcript has 18 exons.
ACGACAAUGUUCACGAAUUAGAAACAGUUAACAUGAUUGGUAAUGAAAAUUGAUUUGGUAGGAAGAAACCACAUACAAUUAGGUCAUCACAUGACAAUAACAAACACGUGACAACAACAUACAAUGAGGAUAUGUUCAUCCAGCCGUUUGCCGCUAACGCUUGCUAAACUGUGGGUACUUUUUUACGCUACACGUUAAACCAAAUGACAACUGCGAAAACCAGUCAAAAUAGUUUGCAAACGUUUAGCGAAAAACGGCUGUUCAAAUGAUCAGGAAGAAGAACGCUGGCGAACAAGUUGACUGGUUUUCAUCGCAUUAUCUCCAAUCGCAUUCACUUAACGUUAGGCGCAACAACAAACCGAAAAACAACAACAAGCCGGUUGAUCAACAGCGCUCGGUUUCUUGAUCCUAUCUUUGCUAGACAAUAUAACUGACAUGGUAUUUUAUAUUAAACUAAAAUGAUGUUAACAUUGUCGCUGAUCGCUUUUAUAGCAGUUGUAUCUGGUCGGACUAUUACAUACCCGAUUGAUGAUUCUGUUGGUCUAGAACGUCGGUUUGAUGGAAUUGGUGGACUGAGUGGGGGAGGGGCCACUUCCAAGCUGCUGGUCAACUAUCCAAAGAAGCAGAGAGAUGAAAUUCUUGACUACUUGUUUAAACCUAAUUUUGGAGCAUCGCUACAAAUAUUAAAGGUGGAAAUAGGUGGCGAUUCUCAAAGUACAGAUGGCACCGAGGCAUCUCACAUGCAUGAACCAUGGGAUGAAAAUUACCAAAGAGGUUAUGAGUGGUGGGUGAUGACAGAAGCCAAGAAGCGUAAUCCUAACAUCAAGCUGUAUGGUUUGCCGUGGGCCUGGCCUGGUUGGAUUGGAGAUGGGUCCCCGAUUAGCCCCUACAAGAAUGUCAGUAUGGCAGCCUCAUACAUCGUCAAGUGGAUACUUGGAGCUAAACAGUAUCAUAAUCUUGCCAUAGAUUAUGUUGGAAUUUGGAAUGAACGGCCAUAUAAUAUACCAUAUAUACUGAUGUUGAGAAAGAUGCUUGAUUUUCACAAUCUAACCAGUGUUCGAAUCGUUGCUUCAGACAGUGGCUGGGCAAUAUCUGAUGAUAUUUUACGAGAUUCCCAAUUAGCCAGUGCUGUGGAUAUUAUUGGAGUUCAUUACCCAGGAACUACAACCAUAGCGAGUGCCAUGAAAACAGGAAAACAGUUGUGGUCUUCUGAAGAUUAUAGCACGUUCAACGACAAUGUUGGAGCUGGUUGCUGGGCCAGGAUCCUGAAUCAGAACUACGUGAAUGGAUUUAUGACGAGCACCCUUUCGUGGAACCUGAUAGCAAGUUAUUACAAUGCGCUACCGUUUGCUGGUGAUGGUUUGAUGACUGCUAUAGAACCAUGGAGUGGCUUUUACAGUGUGCGCAGUCCUAUCUGGAUUACAGCACAUACCACACAGUUCACACAGAUUGGCUGGAUGUACUUGCGACAUGGCGCUGGUGUUGGUAAGCUGGAAAGCGGAGGAAGCUAUGUUUCUCUAGUCAGUCCCGACUCCAAAGACUUGACCAUCAUCAUUGAAACCAUGUCACAUGACCAUUCUGUGUGUAUUCGGCCAGCACUUCCACCAUACACUGUGAAUGCGACAACCAUUGAGAUCCAGCUGAAAGGAAGCUUUGCAAAAGUUAAAGAGUUAUAUUUGUGGUACAGCAAACUGGGAUUCAAUGGAACACAGACAAGCCUGUUUGAACAGAGAAAACCAGUCGCAGUGACCAAUGGGCUUUUCAAACUGUCCAUGGGCCUCGAUGAGGUGUAUACAUUUACCACACUGAAUGUCGGUCAGAAGGGAAGUUACCCCAGCCCACCUGUAUCAAAGCCUUUCCCAGACUACUACUUUGACGAUUUCAACAAUUACCUAGAAUACCAAGAGCCUUUCAACUUUGCCCAACAGGUGGGCUGUUUUGAAACACGGCGCACGUCCGACGAAAGCCACUCGUACGUGAUGCGCCAGGUCGUACUGAACCCAACCAUCUCCUGGUGUCCCAUCAACCUAGACUUCCCAAUAACUGUUAUGGGAGACUAUCAUUGGUCCGAUAUUUACGUUGAAGCUGAGAUGAGACUUGGUCCAGUAAAUGCGUCCGAUGGUGUAUUCCUUGCUGCGAGGAUUGAUCAGGGAGGGUGUUACACAUUCAAGACUAAAGGAAUAUUCUUCUUUAUAUACCCCAAUAAGCAGAUUUAUGUAUUGGCAAAUGAUUUGGCUCAAACACAGACUAUCAUCAAGGGCAAUAUUCCUCAAGUCCAGAAGGGCUGGAACAAAGUAUCACUUCUCAUUGAGAUGGGGAAAGUAACAGGUUCCAUUAAUGGUCAACAGAUAUUCAAAGUCGAUGUGCCUAAGAAGCCGAAGAAUGGAUUUGUUGGCCUUGGUACCGACUCCUGGGGCAUUGCUGACUUCGAUAACUUUUUGAUCAAAAAUGCUUCUAGCCAUCAAGCGAACAAUUUUAAUAGAAACAACAUUCUACGUUUUGUACCAAAGCAUGGCUAAUCAUUUGUUAUAUGCUUCAGUAUGUUUGUAUUGUGUGUACAUGUAUGUGUGCAUUUUUAUGAUGAUCUAUCACACAGUAGUAUGACGAUACUAGAGUUAACAAUUUUAUUUUUAUGACUGAUGUCCUGUAUAAAUUAAUUUAUUGGCAAUAUAUGACAUUUAGUAAUGACAUGCAUUUCAUUAAUUUAAGUUCUAGCUAAAAUCACAUCAAUAAUGUGCAAAAUAUAUGUCAAAGGUGUAUUUUUUGCUAAACAAAUUGAAUAAAUAGGGAAUGAAAAUUUAAAAAUAUAGGGUUUAAUCAAAUAUGAAAAUCUGUAUUAUAUUAACAAAUUGACACAGUUAUUAUAACUAAUAUUUUAAUUCACAUUGCCAACAGUAAAAUGUGAUGUCAAAAACAGAAUUAAAUAUUUUGCUUGCCUCAUUUUGAAAUUCAGAUACUGUCUGAAUUUCAUAAUGUGAAUAAAAAUGUAUUGUUCAUUAUGUAUUCUAUUUUAGCAGACAGCAAUACUACAUUCCAGUGAACUGAUAAUCAUCUAUUAUUGUUAUCUAUCCAAAAUAUAUCUAGAAAUAGAAUUACAAUAUAAAUGAUAUGUGAUGUAUUAUAGUUCUUGAAGGUAUUAAAACAAUCUCAAUUACCAUGUGGAAAUUGUACAAAAGAAUCCCUGAAUCAUUUCAACUUAUUUUCAUGCUUAUAUCCAAUUAAGGUUCAAGCACGCUGUCCUGGGCACAAUCUCAGCUAUCUGGGAUGUUUGUCCAGGACAGUGGGUUAGUUGUUAGUGGUUAGUGAGCAAG